Molecule: messenger RNA, 1941 nt
Organism: Thermothielavioides terrestris NRRL 8126
Lineage: Eukaryota; Fungi; Ascomycota; Sordariomycetes; Sordariales; Chaetomiaceae
Exons: 3
Coding region: 1-1563 (520 amino acids)
Biological process (GO): chromatin remodeling
Cellular component (GO): Ino80 complex
Source: RefSeq, a predicted model, not a curated record
AUGUCUACCCGGCCGCGGCGCUCGGCCGCCCAGCGUGCCACCAUGGCGAUCACUGACAUGGCCGACAGAGACAGAGACCAAGACCGAGACCAAGACGCCAGCGAGCACCGCACCAUGUCGUCGCGCGGCUCCCGUCGCUCGGGGAGCGGCAUCGCGUCGGUCACCAGAGGUCCGCCGUCGUCGUCCCCGGCCAGCAGCGCCGGUGACGGCAACCAGCACAUCCACCUGACCGUCAAGCUACCCUCGAGCAAGCUGCGCCAAGCCACCAGCAGCAGCAAUGGCGGCGGCGCCAAACGCAAGGCCUCCGCCAGCGUGGCUCCUGCUGGUAGCGGCGGAAUGAAGAGUAGAGCAGGUGGCAGUUUCACCAGCAAACGGCCGAGGCCGGGAAAGAAGAAUUACGUCAUUGAGAGUAGCGAGGACGAAGACGAGGAGGAGGAGGAGCAAGUAGAGGAGGAGGAGGAGGAGGAGGAGGAGGAGGAUCAAGAGGAAGAAGGGGAGGAGGAGGAAGAAGGUGAGGAAGAGGAAGUAGAAGAGGACGAGAUCGAGGUCGGGACACGGGCAGGUUUCGCGAAGGCCGAGGAGGAGGAAGAUGAGGAUGAGGAUGAGAACGAGGACGAAGUGAUGGAGGACAUGGGCGACGAGGAUGCCGAAGGGGAGGAUGAUGGUAACGAUAUGGACGUUGAUGCCGAGGCUGACGCUGAUGCUGACGCUGACGCUGACGGCGACAUCGACAUGGACGUUACCCCGGCUCCGCCGCCUCCUACGAUCAAGGUCACCAAGCCGUCCAAAACCGCACCCGCUCCUGCCGUCAAGGGCAAGUCCUCGCCCGCAAAGCCUAGCGGCAAGGGCACGGCCGUGGCCAAGGCCCCUGUAAGAGUCGACGAAGAGGAGGAAAACGAGGAGGACGAGGAGCUGAGCGAGCUCCAAAGCGAGCCCGAAGAAGUCACUGUUGAGGUUGCCAACGGCGAGGAGGACGCCGAAGGCGAAGAAGACGAGGUAGAUGCCGAGGGCGAAGAAGAAAUCGAGGUUGCCGACGAGGACGCCGAGGGCGAGGAGGACGAAGAGCUCGACAGCGACGCGGAGGGCCUCAGCCGCACCGAUAUGCCCGACCUGUCCAAGCUCACCGCCCGGCAACGGGCCAAACUCGGCGAUGUCUCGCACGAGUACAUGAAGCUCUCCGAUGAGGUCCAAGCAAAGAAGCACUUCACCGCCGAGGAGCUCUCGAUGCGGCGCGCCGAAAUGGCCCGCCGUAGACGCAAUCUCAGCGAGAAGCGCAACGAGGAGGUCAAGAUGGAAACAAUCAACAAGCUGCUCAAGAAGCAAGCGCCCAAGACCACGCGCAAGAACGCGGCGCUCCUGGCCGCCGGCGACGAGACUCCCGACGUCGAGCCCCAGCGCCCCGACCCCAUGCUCAUCCGCUGGGUCCACAACAAGAACGGCAGCCGCGUCGCCGUGCCGGACGAGCUGCUGGCUGGGCCGGUGGGGCGGGUGUUUAUCGGUGGCGGGGCCACCGGUGGUGGGGGAGCGCUUGCCGGGGGUAAGAUGGUCGAGGAGGUCUCCUAGUUCUUUCUCUUCUGCUUCUCCCCUUUCUGGUUACUCACAGAGUGAGCGCCUUGAUGAUUGUGUUCAGUGGUUUUGUUUCGGAAAAAGGCAGGUGAUGGGAGGGUAUGAUACACUUGAAAUGGAGACCGACCUGGCGUUUCUGGGACGGCAAUGGAAGAGAUGGUGUGGUUACCUUGGGUUAGGACCAGCUAUAGUAGAAAUCAGUCUGGGAAUUGGUUAUGUCAUGCUCCCCUCAAACUCGGUGGUUGUACGGCUCCGGCUCCAGUACCGGAGUGGAUGCGAUGGAUGUAUUGCACAAAGGUCACUCUAAGACAUUGUUGUGGUUUCUAGCUGAGUGAUUUCGACAUAUGGACAUAGACUAAGCCUUCCUUGAGGCAG